AUGGCUGCAACUGAAACUUCGCCUUUAAUUCCGACAAAUCGCCUUAUUGACUCACCCGAACACAUUGGUAAUAACUCCGACCACGCCGACGAAACCGACGCGAUGAGCGGUCUUUUGUGGAAAACGGGUGCCGUGUUCGGCGCCACCGCUGUCGGUCUUGGGGCCUUUGGCGCCCAUGGGCUCAAGAAGCACAUUUCUGACCCCAAUAAGUUGGCAAAUUGGUCGACGGCGGCGCAAUAUCAGGCAGGUCCUACGCGCCUUAUUCAUUCUAUCGCCCUGCUGAUCGCCAGCAACAACCCCAUCGCAGGGGGGCUGUUUACUGCAGGCACGGUCAUGUUCAGCGGGAGCCUGUAUGCCCUGACGCUCGACACGGAGCGCUUCCGCUUCAUGGGCCCGGUCACACCUCUCGGUGGCUUGUGCCUCAUUGCUGGGUGGUUAGCCCUAGCCUUUGGGAAGCGAGGGGCAGGUGUCAGAUGGCCAAGGCCAUGA
Messenger RNA from Dichotomopilus funicola, 489 nucleotides. RefSeq lists its product as uncharacterized. The coding region runs from base 1 to 489 and encodes 162 amino acids. Lineage: Eukaryota; Fungi; Ascomycota; Sordariomycetes; Sordariales; Chaetomiaceae. The record is from RefSeq and is a predicted model, not a curated record. The transcript has 2 exons. Gene Ontology annotation, cellular component: membrane.